This is a messenger RNA of Canariomyces notabilis, 408 nucleotides long. RefSeq lists its product as uncharacterized. Lineage: Eukaryota; Fungi; Ascomycota; Sordariomycetes; Sordariales; Chaetomiaceae. The coding region runs from base 121 to 345 and encodes 74 amino acids. The record is from RefSeq and is a predicted model, not a curated record. The transcript has 3 exons.
GUCGAUACCGUCGUACUCGGCUAUCGGUUGCAUCGGUCGAUCGUUGCGACCUUGUGCUGCGUGGAUCCGUCGAUCCAUGUUGCUCGAUGAUACCUUGCUCCAGAGAGUCCAGAGCCAGACAUGACGAUUUGCACUUUAAGUUCAUCGACAGUAUGUACGGCCGAAAUUUGCUACAGUAGGCCGGCUUGCAAGGACGGUCCUUUAGCGGUUCCUUUAGCAGCUUCACAUGGCCUGACGCCGGGACCCAAAUUGGCGGGGUCACCCCAUCGUGAGAACGAACGCAGCAUGAUCGUCAGCGUUCAGGCGAAGCCCACUCCACAUGUCGUUGUCAAAAAUUUGCAUUGAAAUGAUAUGCGCCCUGCCAAGACGAAGAUGGGCUCUGCUGACUGGCCGAACGACUGUCGUGUG